Mastomys coucha (southern multimammate mouse) is the source of this 4845-nucleotide messenger RNA. It is a transcript of the gene Atmin, whose product is annotated as ATM interactor. Gene Ontology annotation, cellular component: nucleus. The record is from RefSeq and is a predicted model, not a curated record. Gene Ontology annotation, biological process: regulation of transcription by RNA polymerase II. Gene Ontology annotation, molecular function: transcription cis-regulatory region binding; DNA-binding transcription factor activity, RNA polymerase II-specific. Bases 44 to 2503 code for a protein of 819 amino acids. Lineage: Eukaryota; Metazoa; Chordata; Mammalia; Rodentia; Muridae. The transcript has 4 exons.
GGGGCGGGCACAACGAGAGGGGCCUGGCGGCCGUGCGGGAGCCAUGGCGGCCACGGAGGCGGCGGCGGCUGAGUCUGCGGGUCCGGCCCCGGGUGUCCCGGCCACGCCGGCGAGCACGCGGGGAGCCGCCGCCGCCUCAAGCCAGUGGAGGCCGUCGGAGGCGCGACUGCAAGGCAGCCGACAGCGACCGGGCAGGGCUCGGGCCGCUGCCCCGGUGCCACCCGCCCGGGAGCUGAUCCAGCCGUCUGUGAGCGAGCUGUCCCGGGCUGUGCGCACCAAUAUUCUGUGCACUGUGCGCGGCUGCGGCAAGAUCCUGCCCAACAGUCCUGCGCUCAACAUGCACCUAGUUAAGAGCCACCGACUGCAGGAUGGCAUAGUAAAUCCAACAAUAAGAAAAGAUUUGAAAACUAUACCAAAAUUCUACUGUUGUCCAAUCAAAGGAUGUCCUCGAGGCCCUGACAGACCAUUUUCUCAGUUUUCUCUGGUUAAACAGCACUUUAUGAAAAUGCAUGCAGAGAAGAAGCACAAAUGCAGUAAGUGCAGUAAUUCCUACGGCACGGAGUGGGACCUGAAAAGACACGAGGAGGAUUGUGGCAAGACCUUCCAGUGUACGUGUGGCUGCCCCUACGCCAGCAGAACUGCACUGCAGUCUCACAUCUACCGAACUGGCCAUGAGAUCCCUGCAGAACACAGAGACCCACCCAGUAAAAAAAGGAAAAUGGAAAGCUACCUGCAAAGCCAAAAGUUGUCCAGUAAGACCAUUGAACCACUGAGCGACCAACCAGCCCCUGGACAAGACACUCAUGAGCCAGAUGCUUCGGAAGUAAAGCUGGCAGCAUCCCUUGAAGACUCUUGUAGCUCCCACCCCAAAAGGCAGAGCAUCUCAACACCUCCCAGGUGUCCCCAGAAGUUGCUGUUACCAAAGCCCAAGGUGGCUCUGGUUAAACUUCCGGUCAUGCAGUUUUCCUCUGUGCCUGUCUUUGUGCCUACAGCGGACUCCUCGGCCCAGCCUGUGGUGUUAGGCAUGGAUCACAGUUCUGCAGCGGGUGCUGUGCACUUAGUACCCUUGUCAGUAGGAACCUUGAUCCUCAGCCUGGAUUCAGAGGCCUGCUCUCUGAAGGAGAGCCUACCUCUCUCAAAAAUUAUCAGUCCUGUUGUUGAGCCAAUGACUACAGGUGUUCAGGUGAACUUGGGUAAAAGUCUGUGUAGUCCUUUACAAGAGGUAGGGAGUGUGUGUCAGAAGAACAGCAUUUCCUCAACCAACGUGCAGACGGAUCUGUCCUAUGCCUCAGCCAACUUGAUACCCUCUGCUCAGUGGCUUGGCCCUGAUUCCUCUGUGUCAUCGUGUUCGCAGACUGACCUGUCGUUUGAUUCUCAAGUGUCCCUUCCAGUUAGCGUCCACACCCAGACAUUGGUGCCCGGCUCUAAGGUCACUUCAUCCAUAGCUGCUCAGACAGAUGCAUUCAUAGACGCCUGUUUCCAGCCUGGUGGGGUCUCCAGAGAAACCCAGACCAGCAGGAUGCAGAACCGCACAGAUGACUCAGUGCCGGUGGGCCACACUGGCCUGUGUGGGGACAUUUUUGAAAGUGUCCAUGCAUCAUACAGUGUUCCCACUGAUACCAUCAUGAGUAGCAGCUUAGUUGCAGAGACAGUAACUCAUGGUCUUUUACCUCAGAGUGACCCUAAGAUCUUAAGCCAAGUAGUCAUGGAAAAGUCUGCACCCGUGUUAACCUUCAGUGCCCAGAACAGCAUGCUUCCUCCACAAAACAUGACAGAUAAUCAAACCCAAACCAUAGACCUACUGAGUGACUUAGAAAACAUCUUGUCAAGUAAUCUGCCAGGUCAAACACUGGAUAACCGGAGUCUCUUGUCCGACACAAACCCUGGGCCUGAUGCCCAGCUCCCAUCAGGCUCAGCGCAGAAUUCUGGGAUCGAUUUUGAUAUUGAAGAGUUCCUCUCAGCCUCAAAUAUCCAGACUCAGACUGAGGAGAGUGAACUUAGCUCCAUGAGCACUGAGCCAGUCUUGGAGUCCCUGGACAUCGAGACGCAGACUGACGUCUUCCUCUCAGACCCCUCCACACAGCCCUAUGGGUUCAGGGCAGGGUCAGGCUUCCUGGGCCUUGAGAUGUUUGACACACAGACACAAACAGACUUAAACUUCUUCUUAGACAGUAGUCCUCACCUGCCCCUGGGCAGCAUUCUGAAACACUCCAGCUUCUCUAUGAGUACUGACUCUUCUGACACAGAGACCCAAACCGAAGGAGCCUCCCCAGGUCAGCACGCCCCUGCUCUGGAGAGCAAGGUCCAGUUGAGCAGCACAGAAACACAGACCAUGAGUUCUGGCUUCGAGCCCCUGGGGAGCUUGUUCCUCACCAGCAACGAAACUCAGACAGCAAUGGAUGACUUCCUUCUAGCCGAUUUGGCCUGGAAUACAAUGGAGUCCCAGUUCAGCUCUGUAGAAACCCAGACAUGUGCAGAGCUGCACGCUGUCUCCAGCUUCUGAAGGUGCAGCCAGGCAUCCCCCCCUCCUUGUGGGUUUAGAACAUGGGUCAAGGACAGCGGCACCGACUGGGGAUGUAGUCAGUGGGGCAGCUGUUUAGAUUCUCUGCAGUUCUUGGUGUUUUGUACUCGUGACCACAAGAUUGGUGUGCAAAUGUGAGUGUAUUAUAAAGUGUAAAGUGUUGAUCUAAAAUGUCGCCUAAGUUUGCUCCUCUGUAGCUAUUCUCUUUUUUUAAAAAAGCAUUUUACACUGCAAAACUUAGAGCUGUUUAGCUAAUGCCAAGCUUACCUGGUGAUAGGGUGCAAGCUUUGCAACUGCUUUAACUGAGUAUAGCACACUUAAAUGGCACCCCCGCAUAAAGGGCACCUCAGAUGCUUAGACAAUGCUUGUGUGGCUGCUGACUCCUGAGAUGCCACCACCUUGCCUUGUCAUGUCCCUCUGACUUGGAAGUACCAAGGGAAGCUACAGCUGUCUUUAGCUUUUAUGACAGUUUUUAGUCUCUGCCGUUCCUGAGCUGUGACUGCUGCCAGCUUCUUGCGCCGUUCUUCUCCUGCUGUGAGGUUACUGGCCAGUGUGAGAACAGCAAGCACUUAGUGUAAAUGGAAGUUUUAGUAAGAGGAAGGCAUCCCGCCUGUGGAGACGCACACUGUGGACACCCGCAGUUUUGUUCAUCUUGGGUUCAUCCUGCUUUGUGGACAAGCUUUCCUCUGCCCCCUCAAUAGUGUUGAUCAAAAAGAUCUCUGUGACCAAAUCUGUGGGAUUGCCACGUGCCAGGUGGCAGCCACCUGUGAGUACACAAUGCUAGAGGGUACUUCCUGGUCGACCCCAGAGCUUCUAGCUUUUUAUAAAUUGGGGUUCCUGUGACUCCCCACUUUUUGUGCUCAGUUAACUUACUAGAACUCAGGGAUACUGUUUCUGUGAAGGGUAGGCUGGGUGGAAAGGGGCAGAGGACUUCCACGCCUUCUCUAGGCAUGCCACUUACCAAGAAUAUUUGUGUUAGCCUUGUAGAAACCUCCAAAGUCAGUCUCAUAGGGUUAAUGGCUGCUUCGUUGUUUGGGUAGAUGUUAAACCAUUAGUGAUCAAUUUAACCUUGAGUAUCACCCUUCCCGGUGGGUUGGGAGGUAGAGAUGAAGCUGAAAAUAUCCCAACCUUUCGAUCAUUAAUUAUUCCUUCGUCUCUCCUGUGACUUGUCCCCAUCCUAAUACUACCCCGAGGGCACCAGCUACCAAUGACCUCAUGGCAAGCAAAAGCAAAACAUUUUUUCUGAAUACAUCACCACCCCGAAAAACAUCCUUCCUGCUCCACAGUAGACCACGGGGCCUACCCAACUGCUUCCCAUAAUGGACUUGAGACCCUCUAAGAAUUAGAAAGGAAGAUAUAGGAUGAGGAAAAGGCCUUCCUGCCCAGCCCCUGUCAGUAUGCUGCACUUGUAAUCUUGAUAGGAGAACAGGGCCCACACCAUCUUUCCUUCCAUCCACCUCCACCUUUUCCUUGAAGGAAGCUCUUCGGUCUGGCAAGCAUAGUAUAUGUACCUUGAUUCUAGCAAUUGUAGAAUAGACCCAUCUAAAGUAUCCUAAUCUAGAUUCUGUUGUGAUAUAUUCUUUAAAGAAGAAAAAUCUGGACACCAAUUGCUUCAGUGGUUAAGAACACUCUCUCCUUCUGAGGGAAGAGCGAGGUCAGGCAUGCCUUGGGGGGCUCUCUGUGCUAAGUAGAUCAUGGAUUCAUAGCUGUUGCCCAACUCUGAGGCAAAUUCAGAAUGAACACAGCCUGGGGACCCUUCCAAUCUAGUCUAGAAAAGCCCUGUUCUUUCUGUGGCAUGUUUGUGCUGCCAAAAGCUGAACCUUCAUAAUAGAACCUAAGGGGACUGGUGAUGACUCAUUAAAGAAAUUGGUAUUGCUGUUGUCCUGUCCCCUUCACUGGGUGCAAAGGACUCAGGAAUGGACUAAUAACAACCCAGCAGAUGAAUGCAACCCAGGAGCUAAACAGUGCUUAUGGUCACAGUCGCCUGUGAAUGUGAGUUUCAGAAUAAGACAUAAAGCCUUAACUUAGAUUUUCUGUUGUUUUGUACUUGUCACUGCCUUAACGCUCAAAGCAUCUAUUUAAGCUCUCCGGCUGAAGGAGAAAUGCAUGUCUGCUCGUGGCUCUUUGUAAAUAUAAGUGCAGCGAUCUAUGGCUUUAAGUUUUUGUGUCUAUGGCAAUGUGUCUUAAUAGUUACAAGAAAAAGAAUGGAGCAUGUAAUUGUCCUUCAUGUGCAAAAACUGUCCCCACAAAAUCUUAGUCACCUGAACUCCCCUAUGGUUGUUUGUACACAUAAAUUCAGUGAUUAAAGAGAAGCUAGAAUUCUA